This is a messenger RNA of Panicum virgatum (switchgrass), 1215 nucleotides long. RefSeq lists its product as uncharacterized. NCBI's taxonomy places the organism in Eukaryota, Viridiplantae, Streptophyta, Magnoliopsida, Poales, Poaceae. The coding region runs from base 524 to 889 and encodes 121 amino acids. The record is from RefSeq and is a predicted model, not a curated record. The transcript is spliced from 3 exons.
CCCCCUCGCCUUGCCAAGAUGCCUAUGGCGUCCGCCUUAGGCACGAGGCAUCCUCCUAGGCGUCGCAAGGCGUCGUCUGGGCGUCCCAGAGGACGAGGCGGGCGCCAUAGAUGGGGUAUCGCGCGGGAAAUCGAGGGGCGCGCGGGAAAUCCAGGGCCGGGCGGGAAAUCGAGGGGUGGGCGGGAAAUCGAAGGUGCGGGCGCGAAAUCGAGCGGCAAAACCACCCAAUCCCUACAAAAUCGAGAGAGAAUAGAAAGAGAGAGAAGAACGAGAGGGACUGAGGGAGGCGGAAGAACUCGCGGCACCUGGGCGAAUCUUGGGCGACGGUGACCCCUGCGCCGCCGCGCAUCUCCGCCUAUCCGCGAGGCCACUGCCUCGUGCGGCCCUGCCUCCUCUGCGCCACAUCUGCUGGUCGGCGGCCCCGGCUCCUCUACGCCGCCGUGCGGCCCGGGCUCCUCUGGACCUCUUCUGCUGGUCAACGGCAGCUGGUCCGCGGCCUCGUGCGGCCCUUCGCAAGACUGCAAUGGCUAGCCAACAGGGAAACAAUACAGCAGCAAGUCCAGCUUCAGUGGCAGCCGAGUACGAUCCUAAGACUGGUCCAAAGAGAAGACCAGCAAACUCAAAAGAUCCAGGAUGGGAGUUUGGCUACUGGGAAGACCCUAAGGAUCGAGAUAAGGUGACAUGCAAGUUGUGUAACAAGAAGAUUCCAGGAGGAAUUAAAAACUUGCUGCUUGGGAGAAGAGAAAGAAUGGCAGGAGCAAUUGGGAAGGGAAGAAUCUAUGGUACAACAGCUCAACAAAGGUAUGUAUAUGCUACUAAAUUUUUUGCUGUCAUAGUAUAUUUAGGAUACGUCUAUGGCGUCGCCUCGCCGCGCGCCUUAUACGCCUAGGUGUUGUGAGGGGGGUAGGUCGCCACGAGUCGCCGCAGCGCCGUGAGAACAUUAUAAGACCCAAUGCAGGGUAGUCAGGGAUAAGUCCCCCAAUCUCCUUUGGUCGAACCUGCCGGAGCUUUUCCGCGUUGUGUCGGACUUCUCCCUCCAGUCAGCAAGGUAUUUCAAGGGCUUAUGGUCGAUGGCGCAAACAAAUGAUCAGCUGGAUGAUUGAUCUGCGGGCGCCUGCUAUAUUUUGCUGUGGUGGCUUUUGUAUGUAUGUAUGUAUGUGUUGAAUUGAAUGUUGAUAAGCUUGAUAUGUUGUUAUAUGUCAGUUUUGAGUUGCA